AUAUAUAUAUACAUUCAUAAGUAAGGGGUGAAACACGUGCAAGAGAAAAGCGAAUGUCCUCUCAGAUCCCAGGCAGUGAAGUUCAUGCGGUUUUCAUCCAAGAGAUCCCAUCUUCAGGAUGUCAGUGAACAUUGCCAAUGUAACUGGGAAAGGUGUGGAUCCGAGCGCAGCGGUUGAGACUUACGACAGCGGCGAUGAUUGGGAAAUCGGCGUCGGCAAUCUGAUCAUCGAUCUGGACGCCGAUCUGGAGAAGGACAGACAGAAACUGGAGAUGCAUAACUCAAGCGGCAGCAGCAGCAGCAGCAGCGGCAACAGUGGCAAUAGCAGCAGCGGCGGCGGCGGCAAUGCAACCACCAGCACCAGCAGCAGCAGCAGCAGCACUCAGGAUUGCGGGGCAAUAGCUCCGGGCGCUGCAGGCGGCUCGGCAUCAGCCCUGGCCGACAGCCUGAAAUUUACCCCCUCUCCCUCUCCCUCCUCCUCCUCCUCCGCCUCCUCCUCCUCUGCCGUGCAGCCGCCUCCCCAAGGGGGCCAUUCCCACAAGGAGACGGGGGGCGGCAAGUGCAAAGUCAGAAGGAGCAAAACUUGCAAGGAUGCCCAUAAAUCCGCGUGCACGGCCGGGCUGUACGGCAUUCCCGAGAGCGGCAACGGCGGCGGCGGCAACAACGGCAAGAGGCAGGAAGUUCAAGGGCGCCCUGGAGAGGUUUGUGGCAUGAGUUCAGCUCUGGGUCCGGCAGUGAGCGGCGGCGGCGGCGGCGGCGUCUGCAGUGGCGGUCAUCACAACAACAACAACAACAGCGGCGGCGGCGGCGGCGCUGUGAGCGGCAGCAGCAAAGCCAAGGAGGACAAGCCGGGCCGGGCCCCCGGCAGGGCGGGCUGCAAGCGGGACAGGGACACCGCCAGGUCCCGCAAGGAGCCCGGCAGCAAGCCCGGGGAGGCGGGGCAGCAGCACAACGGCGGCGGCGGCGGAGGGUCCUAUCCCUGCGGUGGUGCCGGCGGGGAGCCCCCGCCCCGCGGGCAGGACGGUCAGGGCGGCCCGCACUCCGCCACACUGACCGGCGGCACCGGCGCGGCCAAGAGAGAGGGUCCGGAGCCCGGGGAGGAGCCCGCCCGCCCCGCCAAGAGACCCAGACCCGAGAAGGUUGACCCCUUGUUCACCGUGCCUGCACCUCCGCCACCAAUCGCUUCGAGUGUGCCACCUCAGAUUCUACCUUCCUACUUCUCUUCAUCCAGUAUUGCUGCCCCAGUUGAGCAGCUUUUAGUACGGACUCGAUCCUUGGGUGUAAAUGCUUGUGAUGUUGGAGUAGUGACUGAACCCGAAUGCCUUGGACCUUGUGAGCCAGGAACUAGUGUCAAUUUGGAAGGGAUUGUGUGGCAUGAAACGGAGGAAGGUGUUCUGGUGGUAAACGUGACUUGGCGGAAUAAGACCUAUGUGGGAACGUUACUGGACUGCACGAAGCACGACUGGGCCCCUCCUAGGUUUUGCGAAUCGCCUACAAGUGACCUUGAAAUGCGAGCGAGUCGAGGCCGGGGGAAGCGGGCACGCUCAGCUGCAAACGUUCCGAUGAAUGACGCCAGCUUCACGGAGUCCAGGGGCGUACAGAACAAAAACCGAGGCGGCGCCAACGGCAAGGGGCGCCGGGGCAGCCUGAACUCGAGCGGCCGCAGGACACCCCCAAACUGCACCAUCGAAGAGGUGAAAGCCAUUCCCUCACCCGCCAACAAGAGGAAACACAAGCCCCCAAUGGAACUGGACCUGAACUCCAGCUCCGAGGAAACAAAGUCUGGGAAGCGGGUCCGCACGAACUCCAGAAGCACUCCAACCACUCCCCAGGGCAAGCCCGAGGCGAGCUUCGUGGACCAAGGCUGCUCCUCCCCAGUGUUGAUCGACUGCCCCCAUCCGAACUGCAGCAAAAAGUACAAGCACAUCAAUGGGCUGCGUUACCACCAGGCCCAUGCCCACCUGGAUCCCGAGAGCAAACUGGAAUUCGAGCCUGACUGCGAGGACAAGAUGUCUGACUGCGAGGAGGCAUUGAGUAGCGUGGCCAUAGGCGUGGAGCACGGUGAACUGAGAAACGGCGCCCUGCUCGCCGGGGGUUCGCUGGGUUAUGACCAGAUGAAGGCUCCUGUGUCGCCCAUCUCCGCCAGCACCCCGGGCACCCCAAAGGGGCGUAAGGACUUAGCAAAUAACGCCCAGAGCCCAAUAGUUAACUCUAAAACUGGGAAGAACUCCAGCAAAAGGAAGGGUCUCAUCAACAGUGACUUGAACAACCUGCCCGUCAUCUCCAACAUGGCGGCUGCUUUGGAAAGUUGCUUGGUUCCCGACGGGGUCUCUGUCACAGAGAUGCCCAAGCUUGAGGUGGAGGGGGUGAUAGACAAGAAAAACUUAGGGGACAAGGAAAAGGGGAAGAAGUCCAGCAAUGGGAAAAUGGAUAAAUCGUUACCAAAGCCUAAAACAACCAGACCAAUAGCCCCCGCCCCUCCACCGCCACAGUUGAUAGCCAUCCCCACGGCGACAUUCACUACCACCACCACGGGGUCACUACCAGGGCUGUCGUCGCUCACCACCACCGUUGUCCAGGCAACACCAAAGAGCCCACCACUGAAACCCAUCCAACCAAAGCCCACCAUCAUGGGAGAGCCCAGCACAGUCAACCCAGCCUUGUCCUCGCUCAAAGACAAGAAGAAGAAGGAGAAGCGGAAGCUGAAAGACAAAGAGGGCAAAGAGUCGGCUAGCCCCAAGAUGGACUCGAAGCUGGGCAAGGCGGAGGAGUGCAAGGCAUCUGCUAAAGAUCUGGCUGCACAUUUUUUGAAGGAUCACCUCAGCAAGAGCGAAGUACUGGCCAACGGUCUCUCCGACUCGCAGGAGAGCCGGAUGGCGAGCAUCAAGGCCGAGGCGGAUAAAGUUUACACGUUUACGGACAACGCUCCCAGCCCUUCCAUAGGGAGUGCCUGCAGGCUGGAGUGCAGCAACAUGGUCAAUGGACAGUCUCCCCUGACGCCGCUGCACGUUCUGACGCAGAACGGGGGCGAUGGGACCACGGCCAAAACAAACAGCCCCGCUUACUCGGACAUUUCAGACGCUGCCGACGACGGGGGCUCUGACAACAGGUCAGAGGGCCUGAGCUCUAAGAUUAUUUCCCCUGCGGACGUGGCUUCCGCCAAGGAAACAGUUGUGAAAAGUCAUUCCUCAGCCUCCUUGCAGCCCGCACAGAGCAAAGAGUCCCAUUCCCCUUUCUACCAUGGAUACGAGCCUUACUAUUCCCCUGGUUACAUGCACCCCAGUCAAGUCAGCAGCUCCACAGCCGGGAACUGCACAGCCCCCCAGAGCGUCAAAGUGAAGAAAGAGUUGGAGGAAGAGAUAGAAAAGAAGGAGAAGGCGGAGAUAUUAGAAAUGAAGAAGAGCGAUAGUGUUACUGGGAAUAUUCAGGCCCAGCAUCAGUCUGUUAUCACACAGAGACAUCCAGCGCUUGCUCAGUCGCUCUACUACGGGCAGUAUGCGUACGGACUAUGUUACGUCGACCAGAAGUCGAUCAUGACAAACUCUUCUUACAGGCAGCAGUACGAGAAGUUCUACGAAGAGCAGCGGUACGCGGAGCAGAAACUGCAGGGGAUGAUGGGGAGAGAUGGGGAAAGGAAAGGGGACGGGCUGCAUAAGGAAAUGGGAAAAGAGGACCUUAAGCAGAAAAACAUUCCCUCUGCUACAAUUUCCAAAGCCCCUUCGACCCCGGAGCCCCACAAGAGCAGUAGCUCCAAAGCUAAAGAUCCUUUCAUGCUGUCAGAACCCUCGAAGUCUGGGGUGUUGAACAAGCCAGAGGAGGCUGGUAAAUUGCAGAUGCAGGCAGCACAGCAGCAACUGUUGGCUGAUGGUUUUAAAGCCAAACAACUGGAAAAUCACCAACUUAUCAAGGAGGCAGUGGAAAUGAAGAGUGUCAUGGACUCCAUGAAACAGACAGGGGUGGACCCUACAGUACGUUUCAAACAGGAGCCAGAUCCGAGGGCUUGGCACCAUUAUGUUUACCAGCCCAAGUACAUGGAGCAGCAAAAAGCAGAGGAACUUGAGCGGGAGAAAAAGCAAAAGGAGGACAGUCCGAUGAAGGCACCGAGCAAAGAGGGAACGAUCUCCAGCUCCAGCAUUCCCAUCCCGAUAACCAACAUCAAAGAGGAGCCCAAAGAGGCUAAACGGCCAGAACCCCAGACACUCACAAUGGAGGAACACAAGAGCAAAUCUGAUGAGCGUAAGACGCCCAUUAGUGGCAAGGACUCUAGAGGAGCCCGAGUUGCGGUCUCAUCACCAAUGAAUCAGCAUCAGUCUUACAUUCAGUAUCUGCACGCUUAUAAUCCUUAUUCCCAGAUGUACGACCCAACCUACCGAGCAGUAUCUCCAGUGCUAAUGCACAGCUACCCAGGGGCAUAUCUCUCUCCAGGCUUUCACUACCCAGUGUACGGGAAGAUGGCCAGCCGAGAGGAAACUGAGAAAUCCAGCCCAAGUCCCAGUGUGAGCAGUAAACCAGCGGCUGAAUCCAAGGCUCUGGACCUCCUUCAGCAGCACGCCAGUCAGUACCGCAGCAAGUCUCCGGGGCCGGCCGAAAAGGCUCCUCCUGAGCGGGAAAGAGACGCCGAACGGGAGAGGGAACGGGAACGCCAUUCGCCUUUUGCACAGCGGCACGUUCACACGCACCACCACACGCAUGUCGGAAUGGGUUAUCCGCUAAUCCCAGGCCAAUAUGACCCAUAUCAAGGGCUGACCUCCGCUGCCAUUGUUGCUAGUCAGCAGGCGGUUGCACAGGCUUCUGCAUCAGGCAUUUAUCCUGCACAAAGAAGGUAA
Messenger RNA from Callorhinchus milii (elephant shark), 4825 nucleotides. RefSeq names its product zinc finger protein 608. Gene Ontology annotation, biological process: regulation of transcription by RNA polymerase II. The record is from RefSeq and is a predicted model, not a curated record. Lineage: Eukaryota; Metazoa; Chordata; Chondrichthyes; Chimaeriformes; Callorhinchidae. The transcript has 9 exons. Gene Ontology annotation, cellular component: nucleus. The coding region runs from base 119 to 4825 and encodes 1568 amino acids.